AUGGACGAGAAGCGAGCAGCGUACACGGCCUCGCGCUUUAAAUCGAGGAAAUUGGCAAUUAUUGGAGGCAGUGCACUACUCCUUGUAGUCAUUGCUGCUGCUGUUGCUAUACCACUCGUGUUGACUAAGAACAAAGGAAACAAGGAUAGUUCGUCUUCUCCAGGCUCUGAUUCUGGUGGUUCCUCUGGAUCUGGACAGACUAAUCCUGGUUCCCGCGUGGUCACUGGAGGGGAUGGGAGCAAAAUUAACAUGGAAGAUGGCACUGAAUUCACAUAUUCCAAUAAAUUCGGCGGUUACUGGUAUUUUGAUCCUGAGGACCCUUUCAACAAUGGGGCUCGCCCUCAAUCUUGGUCUCCCGCGUUGAACGAGACCUUCAAAUAUGGCAUUGAUAUCAUUCGCGGUGUCAAUUUGGGAGGCUGGCUCAACACCGAACCUUUCAUCACCCCUGCACUUUAUGAGCGGUACCUCAAUUCCAACCCAGUAGCUGUUGAUGAAUGGACACUCAGCCAGAACAUGCGCGCCGACUCUGCAAACGGGGGCAUAAACCAGCUUGAGGAUCACUACAGGACUUUCAUUACCGAGCAAGACUUCGCGGAGAUUGCUGGAGCAGGCCUCAACUUCGUGCGCAUUCCUCUUCCUUACUGGGCAAUUGAAACUCGUGGAAACGAGCCAUUCCUGGCAAAGACAUGCUGGACAUACUUCCUCAAAGCGAUAGAAUGGGCUCGCAAAUAUGGUCUUCGCAUCAAUCUUGACUUGCACGCCCUUCCAGGCAGUCAGAACGGUUGGAACCAUUCCGGAAGGCUCGGCACUAUUAACAUGUUGAAUGGGCCUAUGGGCUACGCCAACGCUCAGCGUUCACUUGACUAUAUCCGCAUUCUGGCCGAGUUUAUAUCCCAGCCUCAAUACAAGGAUGUCGUCGUGAUGUUCGGGAUUACGAAUGAGCCUCAGGCUUCUGUUGUCGGCCAGGAUCAGCUUUCGCGAUAUUAUCUACAGUCUUACGAUAUCGUACGCAAAGCAGGUGGAACUGGAACUGGCAACGGUCCUAUGAUUUCAUACCAUGACGGUUUCCUUGGCACGACCAACUGGGCUGGUUUCUUACCAGGGGCUGAUCGUAUUGCCCUUGACCUACAUCCUUAUCUAGCAUUUGGCGGGCAGAGUGCGGACCCUGUCUCUUCCUUCGUACAAACGCCAUGCAAGGCAUGGGGCCCGAACUUCAACACCUCCAUGUCAGAGUUCGGUCUUACAGCAGCUGGCGAAUACAGCAAUGCGAUUACCGAUUGCGGACUCUUCGUAAAUGGUGUUAACCUGGGAACCCGGUACGAAGGUACCUAUCCAGGCAGUUCUACAGCAGUCGGCAGCUGCGACCAAGUAAUUAACUGGCAAAGCUGGAGUGCUGAUCUCAAAGAGCAGUACAAGGAAUACGCUAUGGCAAGCAUGGAUGCUCUCCAGAAUUGGUUCUUCUGGACCUGGAAGAUUGGUAACUCGUCAACCACAAACACUGUUAUGGCUCCUCACUGGUCGUACAAGCUUGGCCUCGACAACGGCUGGAUGCCACUGGAUCCUCGUGACAGUGUUGGCAAGUGCGGAGGCGCAGCCCCCUUCAACGGUCCCCUGGCUCCAUCCGCGACUGGCGGAUCGGGAGCAGAUACCAUUCCUACAUCCGUCUUGAGCUCACUUGCAUGGCCGCCGGCAACUAUCAGCGCCGCUGGUCCGGUCACUGCACUUCCUAGCUACACACCGACAGGUGCCGUGCCAACAUUGCCAGCACCUACAUUUACUGCCACGAGUGGAAAAUCGGUGAGCACCGCAUCAGCGGGCAGCGGAUGGCAGAACCCGUCGGAUAACGCAGGCCUGAUGACCGACGCCGCGGGAUGCAACUAUCUUGACCCGUGGGUUGGACCAACCGCCGCUCUACCAGUUCCACUUUGCGGCGCGGCCGCAGCGACGAAACGAGCUGAGGUGACUGGUGUACCAAUCCGACGAUGA
This is a messenger RNA of Fomitiporia mediterranea MF3/22, 1986 nucleotides long. Its product is annotated as glycoside hydrolase family 5 protein. The record is from RefSeq and is a predicted model, not a curated record. Bases 1 to 1986 code for a protein of 661 amino acids. NCBI's taxonomy places the organism in Eukaryota, Fungi, Basidiomycota, Agaricomycetes, Hymenochaetales, Hymenochaetaceae. Gene Ontology annotation, molecular function: beta-glucosidase activity. Gene Ontology annotation, cellular component: cell surface; extracellular region. The transcript is spliced from 7 exons. Gene Ontology annotation, biological process: glucan catabolic process.